UGCUGUCACCAGAACGGGGCUUCUCGGGGCGUCCGCUCAAGCCGACAGCAAUGGCGGCAUUGGUGGAAGAGUUUGUGUCCCGACAAAUGGAGUUGCUAAAGGAGGAAAGAGAGGCCGAAAUUUCGGAAGCAAGAGCAUGGCAAGAAGGAAUCUCCCUGAAAGAGUUGCAGCGUAGAGGAGUUUGCUUACUGAAACUCGAACUGCAUUGUCAAAAAACUGGGCUAUAUGGCCAUCUGCUUGUAACUUUACAGCCACAAAAACGUGGCUUAGACACAGAGUUACCUUCCAAUAGUUUUGGACCUGGUGACAUAGUGGGACUUUAUGAAGCAGCUGGACAAAAUAAUCAGAUCUGCACAGGAAUUGUAACCCGAAUAGCCUCCAAUUCAAUAACUAUUGCAGUUGAUGAGCCUCAAAGUAACCUUGUGAGUUUAGAUCAGGAGAAUUUAUACCGUCUGUUGAAACUUGCCAAUGAUGUUACAUACAACAGACUCAAAAGGGCUUUAAAUACACUUAAUCACUAUGGGUCUGGUCCAGCAUCUGAUCUUAUUGAUGUGCUGUUGUGUUCUUCUGAACCUAGUGAUGCCAGUGAUACAAAGCUUUUGAAGUUCUACAAUGAAUCCCUGGAUGCCUCUCAGAAGGAGGCUGUUUGCUUUUCACUGGCACAGAAGGAACUUGCUAUCAUCCAUGGACCACCUGGAACUGGCAAGACGACAACUGUGGUGGAGAUAAUACUCCAAGCUGUGGAGCAAGGCUUGAAAGUUCUCUGUUGCGCUCCCUCUAACAUUGCAGUCGAUAACUUGGUGGAAAGGCUCUCUGAUCAUAAGGUGCGGAUCCUGCGUCUGGGUCGCCCAGCUCGUCUCCUGGAGUCUGUACAGCACCAUUCACUGGAUGCUGUCCUGUCGCGUGGAGAUAAUGCCCAGAUUGUAGCCGAUAUCAGGAAGGAUAUUGAUCAAGCAUUUAUGAAAACAAGGAAGACCCAAGACAAAGGAGAGAGAAAACAUUUUUUUAAUGAAAUUAAGAUACUGAGAAAGGAACUGAAGGAACGAGAAGAAAUGGCUAUGUCUGAAACUUUGCAAAAAGCUCACGUUAUUCUUGCUACAAACACAGGUGCUUCUUCUGAUGGUCCGUUGAAGCUUCUUCCUGAGAACCACUUUGAUCUUGUGGUGAUUGAUGAAUGUGCUCAAGCUCUUGAAGCAAGCUGUUGGAUUCCACUGCUGAAGGUUAGGAAGUGUAUCCUGGCUGGUGAUCACAAACAGCUGCCUCCCACAAUCAUCUCUCACAAGGCUGCCGCACAAGGUCUUUCUCUUAGCUUAAUGGAACGGCUGAUUCAGAAAUGUGGGGACCGUGUUGUGAAGAUGCUCACUGUGCAGUACCGAAUGCACCAAGCCAUAAUGCAAUGGGCUUCCACUGAGAUGUAUGACGGUCGUCUCUCAGCUCACUGUUCUGUCGCACAACAUUUACUGAAAGACUUGCCAGGAGUGGCCCCCACAGAAGAGACCAGUAUCCCAUUGCUGCUUAUAGAUACAGAUGGUUGUGACUUAUUUGAACUUGAAGUGGAAGAAGAACAAUCUAGAGGAAACCCAGGUGAGGUGCAGCUUACUGGUUUGCAUAUAGAUGCUUUGAUAGAAGCUGGUGUGAAAGCCAAAGAUGUAGCUGUCAUUGCUCCUUACAAUCUUCAGGUGGACAUGCUAAGAAAACAUCUGUAUCAGAAGUAUCCAGAUCUGGAGAUUAAAUCAGUGGAUGGCUUCCAAGGAAGAGAAAAGGAGGCAGUUGUUCUUUCUUUUGUAAGAUCCAAUAGAAAAGGUGAAGUGGGAUUCCUCGCCGAAGACAGGAGAAUAAAUGUUGCAAUUACACGGGCCCGACGUCAUGUGGCUGUAAUCUGUGACUCUCGCACCGUUAGCAACCAUAAUUUUCUUAAACGGCUGGUGGAGUAUAUGAGCACCCACGGAGAAGUGCGCACAGCCUUUGAAUACCUGGAUGAUAUUGUACCCGGAAAUUACACUCCCAAGAGUUCUUUGAGUCCCCGUGACCAGGAAAAGAGACUUAAAUGCAGCAUUGAUCCACUCCCAAAGACUCUUGGAGAGAAACGAAAAGGAAGACCUACCCAAAAGCCUAGAGAGGGGCUAACAGAAUGUUCUCUGGAAAGCAGGGGCAAAGUCACAACAUCAGAAACCAAAGAGAAUGAAAACUCACUUAAACAUAAAGCAAGAAUAUUGGAGUUUCUGGAUAGUGGUGAGGUCCAACUGGAUUUCCCUUCCUCUUUAAAUGCUCACGAUAGAAUGCUUAUCCAUCAGUUGGCUGAAGAAUACGGGCUGCAGCAUGUGAGCACAGGAGAAGGCAGCGCACGACACAUAAGUAUUUGUAGGAGAGAUUCUCCUGCAGAAUUAUCUUUGGGAGAUACUGUGGUUUGUCAACCUGAAUUAAUUCAGGCCUGUCCAAAAGAAGUAGAUGCAGGCGGUGAAGAGAGGGAGAGGGGUGCUGGCCCGGGGGCCACAGAUCUAAAAACGUUGCACAUGCAACGGAUGGAAAGAGAGAGAGAGAAGAAAGAAGAGAGAGUGAAACAAAGCCAAGAAGCCAAUGUAAAUCUUCAGGAAAUAAUUGGGAAGAAAGAAAAAAAUGUUGGAGGAAAGGCAUCCAGUAAAUCCAAAAAGGAAAUUGCAGCUGAGGAAGAUUUUGAUGCUAUGAUCUCUGCGGCAAUUAAAGCAGACAACACAUGUGGUUUCUCCAAAUGCAAAGCCAGCGUAACAACCCUGGGACAGCUCUGCCAGCAUUGCAACAGACGCUACUGUCUCAGCCACCAUAUCCCAGAGGUUCACGGAUGCGGGGAGAAAGCCAAAGCAAAUGCCCGGCAGAGAAUCAGCAAGGAAGGGAUUCUCUAUCCUGGGAGUGGGAUGAAGGACAAGUCCUUGGAUCCUACCAAGAGAGCUCACCUCCAGAGACGCUUGGACCAGAAACUCAGCGAACUGUCCAAGCAGCGAAAGAGCAAAAGGAAAGAUAGAGAGAAAUAAGAGGAUGUGUGGCUUUGGGAAGGAAUUAAAGCCAACAAGCUGCCCUUUAAAGCUUGUUCAACUUUGCAGGAAAAAAAAAAACCAAAUAAAAAAUUUGAGCACUUGGGCUCCUUUUUUUCUGUAUAACCAGAACGUGCUUUUGAAUGUCACAGUUCUCAGAGGACCCAGCACUGCUUAAAGCUGCAUACUGAAAACCUUACCUGCAGAUUUUGAAAAAUGUUCUGGGUGUACCUUAUGCUGUAAAAUGUGUUUCUAUCUCUCACAUCAAGGUUAUUAAACCUUGUUGAUUUGGGGAGAAAAGCAGGAUGCUUUGGCUUUCAAUAAUUACUUUUGCUGGCAGUGUAAUCAAAUAUACAGUGAAUAGUUAAAUAGGAAGCUACACGAUAAAGAGGGAUGUUUCGUUAAGAGCAUGAAUCAGUGAAUGAAAGAAACCUGGGGAUGCAAUGUAUUUGUGAAAGUGAUAGGAAGGCAAAGGAUGUUGUAGAUCUGGAUGAAAGUGAACUGAUAUUGUGGAGUAGAGCUCAUUAAUUACAAAAAAGCUAUGUUGGUAUGAUCUACAACACAGGUGUCACACUGAAGGCCCAUGGGCCGGAUUACCGGUCUGCAGGGUGUUUAGAUCUGGCCCACGGGCCACCCUGGAAACAAUGAAGGGCCAGCCCAUGGUGCCUCUGCCAGCCCGCCUGGGCUCCAUUUUCACUGGCAGAGGCUGCAGGAUGUGAAGCUGGCCAUGAACACCCUGCCCACACACAUACCUCAGCCACACCCACUCAGCCCCCAAGGUCAAACAUAAUCUUGAUGUGGUCCUCAAUGAAAUUGAAUUUGACACCCCUGAUCUAGAAUAUUGGUGCAUAUGCAAGAAGAAAUUAAUAGUUUGAUCAUAAUUUCAUGAUACUCUCCAUCAAUGCUUAUAUUGGAAGAGCCAAGGUUGAGCCUGGGGGAAAAUGUGUGACCUAAAUCAAUCUGAGAAAAAAUUAGCCUGAUAGGAAUGGAUGGGUAAGAAAAAGAUGAAAGAGUGCAAUAAAAGUUAAAUAGGCUACUUGGGGACCCAAAAAUGAGUGGGAGCCGUUUACUUAGAGGAACUUGCGCUUUAAAUGGUAUGUGUUUUAAUAUGUAUUUUUCUGUAGACAUUGAAAAGCAAUUAAUCCUUUUGGAUGGUGAUUUUGAUUCUGAUAAAAGAUUGAGAGGUUUUGUGAAGUAUACAAAGAUAAUAGAAGCUUCUGACUGCAAGACAGACUAUAAUAAUGUCACGAGUGGAUCUUGGAGAGUACGAGAAAAUGCAAAUAGGAAAAAAAGGAAAAUAAAUGAGCGGAAGUAGAAUGAGUAAGAGAAAAGUAGAAAUCUUGAAUGAAUUAUUUGUACAUUAAUUACUAUCUCAAAAGAAUUAAUAGAAAGUAGACACAAGCAAUGGGAUAUGGACAUAAUUUGGAAAAGAAUAACCAAUAUAACCAAAUGCUACAGAAAUAUAUGCACUCACACUAAUGAGUAUUAAAAAGGAUGCUUGGAUCAUAAUGAAUGUGGGAUGAACAAAACAUUGCAUAUAAGGGAAUGAUUACUGCAAAAAUGAGAAUGAACAAAGUAUGUUUUAUGAAGUGUACAGACACAAGAGUGUAAUACCAAAGAAUAUGAAACAAAGGGCUGAAUUAAAGUAGAGGCAAAGAAAAUGCAGAGGGAUUUUCACUGAAGUAAAACUUUGUUUUAGAAAUAGGUGAAAAUCUGAACAAGAAGCAUCCAGCAGGGAAUGAAUUAACCAACAGUAGAGAAUAUGUGUAGCUCCAGGUUGAACUGUGGAGUCCUUGGUGCUUUCUGUGGUUGAUUGGUUGCUUGCAGAUAUUUUAGUUACCAAACUGAAUGAAUUAAAAAUGAAAAUGAGGAACUGAAUUGGAAUAUACCUAAAGUGAGGAAAUAUUGAAGUACGGUUAUGGAGAUUUAUACAGUGAAGAGUGGAAUUAAAAUGAAUGUUAGUGUCAAGGGAAAGGAAGGGAAAAGGAAAAGAGAAAUGGGCUAUGAAUGCAGGUGGAAUUACUGGAGAGUUUAAAAUAUGGAUGCAGCUUUAUUAUGGAGUGUCUAUGACUUCCUUAAUACGAUUCUUUGAAAAGAAUGCAAAAAAGUUUUAGUUUAUAAAGUGGCAGUAAAAAGUGGCAGAUUUCCUAAGGUGAUAAUGAGCAAAAUUAGAGAAGAGUCAUGCAGCUUUAUGCCAAUGAAGUGUAAACCAGAUAUUUGCUUUUCAGCAAUUAACUGAUAAAUGCAUGUAUGAAUGUGACAUAAAAGGCUUAUUAAACAUUAGUUGAUUUCCCAUCAUAUGGGAAGCCAUAUGAUGAUGCGAAUAGGCUUGAAUUAUGAAGUGCUUUGUAUAAAAUAGUGAAGUUGGUUACUAAAUAUCAUAAAAGGAGUGUAUAAUGGAACUAAAGUAUGUGUGAGAAUAAAUGGUUCAAUGCUGAGCAGGGAGUAAGACAAAGAUUGUGAUGUCCUACUGUUUGUUUAUAUGUAUUUAUGGAUAAAUGCAUAAGGAAGACUUGUGCUAUUAGAGGUACAUUGUUUGGGAAUGUAAAUGUGCAUUUUUGUUUGUCAAAGGAUAAGAAGUAAAAUAAUGUGAGGUUAAUAUCAGAUAUUAACCAUAUCAGAUGGUUAAUAUUAUGUCAGAUAUGAUGCAGUAAGGAGUAUGAGAAUUAAUGCAAUGAAGAUGAAUGUACAUAAGUAUUUAUUUUAAAAAGUAUGAA
Molecule: messenger RNA, 5725 nt
Organism: Thamnophis sirtalis
Lineage: Eukaryota; Metazoa; Chordata; Lepidosauria; Squamata; Natricidae
Gene: IGHMBP2
Product: immunoglobulin mu DNA binding protein 2
Cellular component (GO): cytoplasm; nucleus
Molecular function (GO): ATP hydrolysis activity; RNA binding; DNA binding
Source: RefSeq, a predicted model, not a curated record